AUUUCUUUCAAGCAGAUGGCUCGCGUAAAUUCAGUAGUGCGUGAUAUUUCGUACAGCGCGGUCAGAGUAGAAACGGGAACCAACGGAUAGACAGAUGAAGACGAGCGAGGGUGAAAGAACGAGCGAAAGGGCAGUGGGAUAGACAGGAAAGCCGCUCGCGCUUCUUUUGGCAGAGGCUGGAUAGGCCUAGUGGCUAUGAACCAUGGUUCGGUGACAGCUGAAUGGCACGGUGGUUCCCCGAGGCCAUUCUGAACUACCCACGAAACUCGUGUCGGGGUGUUCUGUGGCUACGCCGUGUCAUGGCGACAUAACGUCGCCGCCUACUGCGUGAUUGACAUAAAUGUCCUGCUGGAGUUACCUUCAUCGAAAGGUGCUCGGUUCCUGACAUCCAUCGUGUGCAUUGACCUCUUCAGCUAUUUGGUGGUACCAAGGUGUGUACUUACAAACGCCCCAUGAGUGCAAAAGCGGGUGCGAGCAGCCGCUUGCGCCGUCGGUCGGUGAUCGCGGUAUUUUGGAAGGCCGCACGUCGUCUUCGGCACGACCAAGAUGUAGCCAGUGGAGCAAUGGCGUAGGCCGUGACCUGGCCAACAGGUGGAUCUUAUGCUACUCCAAGGGAGUGCGGCUUUACGUUGGUGCUUUCGCCGAUGAGAUCAUGUUUCGGGUCGUCGAGGGGCAGCAGGGCGUAACGCGCGUCUAUCGGGUUAGCACCAACGAGCUCGUCUGCACCGUGAAGGAGAAAAGUACUACGUGCAAGACCAAUGGCCCACUGCCGUAUCCGUCCCGCCUGCGCAGUCCUCGCCGAAGCGCUCCUUACACCAACAACGGCAAGGUGCCCGAGCUGAGCAAGGAGCGCUUCUUGUCUCUGCUCGAAUUGCAGCCCAUCAGCGGCGUGUGCGGUCCGCGGGCCGUGGUCGAACGCCUGCCAGCUGAUUGCGACGGUGGCGAGUGGCCCGGUGCCCAGGCGGCCGUCGCCAACUACAGCAAGUACUGCUGCUCGCGAGGGCGUCUGCACGCGCUGAUGCUGCCGUCGUUGUCCUACCCUGUUGUUUACCGUGCCGCGAGACAGCAUCGUUACCUGGGUCACCAGUACAGCUUUAACAAGCGCGAGCGCUGGAAGCGCAUGCGUGAACUCCGCACUGGUCUGAGCCGCCGGGCUCUGCACCAGCUGGACAGGUGCAAAGAUCUGUGUGUCACGGUGCGCCGUCUGACGCCGUCGGAGGUGGCGCUUUGGACGAAAGGUCACAUGCGACUGGGUAGGACUCCUCUGCGGGAGCUUCCCAGCUUCUUGCGGCCCGUGCGUUGUGUGCUUCCGGACGUGGUGCAACUGAACGCGCUCAAGGCGGCCAAGCUGGCCAUGUGUGUUUUUGGCGUCCGCGACCGCCGAACACGGCCCGGCGCGCUUACGCUGUCACAGGCUUCUUCACCGCUAUUCUGAAGGCGGCGCCGCUACUUCUUGCUCAUGUUCUCGGGACAAUAUGGUAUUUUAAUCUUGCCAAAGGUUCAGUGCUCGGGCAAAGAGCAGAUAUUCUUCCAUGCAUAUUGUACUUAUAUGCAGCUGUUGAUGUGUCACACCUUUCAUACUUCGUCAUAAAAAAAAAAAUGUUGAUACAGAGUAGCAUGUGCAAAUAUCUGCCUUGAAAAAUGAUGGAGUGCGUGCUGCACAUUACGUGCACUGUGCCACAUUUUAAGUCUUGCUUUUGCAGCCAUGCACUCAAGUUUUAGUUCUUUUGUUAUUAUUUUUUUCUCUCUCUGCUGCUACCCCUAGCAGCCCAUACAUGAGAAGCCUUUUGCAAUGACAUGGUUAAUACAUGUAGCCAACUGUCGGGAUUGGAACAUUGUUUUAGUUGCAAAAUAUCAAGUGCAGCAUGAAGCGUAAAGCAACUGGCCCUGUCUCUGCAAAAGUUAUUGCACACAAAUGGAGCAGUGUUUGACUGUAUACCACUCCUGACUGUUGCUGGUUGUAGAUGCUUAAGAUAGUGAUAACAGUACCAGACAUAUCUGUCAGCUUUGCAGCCUCUUGUGGAACUGUUAUUUAAUGUGUGUAUGAGGUCCUUGAUUAUCAAGCCACAAGAGUAUUUAUGUGUGGUACAGUUAGUGGUUUUAAAAAAAAUGAGGUCAUGGCUUUACCUUCUGUUGGGUUGAAAUAACUUAUUGCACACGCAGAACAGUGUUAGGUUAUGACAGCAUACCAUGUUGGCGUUCAUUUCUCCAGUGAGUAGCUGCAUUUGUGACCAGAGGCAAUAUGCGAUUCUGUGUUGGUCUGCAAAUAAUUGAAUGAAUGACGUUAAAAAAAAUGUGGCUUUCUGCUUCUUUCCAACAUUAAAAAAAAAAAGGUUAGCUGGCACGUUACACCCUCGUUGGCUUAUCUCCGUUUAUUUUGAUUGAGCAGUUGCAUUGAGUGCAGUCAUCUUUGCUUUCGUGCGAGGAAUGCUUGAAACUUGUGAUUGCACUGUCUGUGGAUCUUAGAGUGUGUGAGUGAACAGUACAUUGGUGCUGUAUAAUAAGAAGCUUACUCUGUUUAAUACAAAAUGCUGUGAGGUUUCGAGCACACAAGCGCAGUGUGCUUUUUAAGGACAGCACGGGAGAUCAGUGGGGUUAUUUGCUAAGCUCUUUCUUAAGGUGGACAAUCACUUUAUUUACAUUUGAAAGGACUGUAUCAGUCCAUGAAACAAACUUGCAAACCCUCUCCAUCCUUUGCAUGAGAGCCAUCCUUCCGACUCAGCUGAUCUGGCUAGCCAUAAUAAAUUCUUUUUUAUUUACCGA
Rhipicephalus sanguineus (brown dog tick) is the source of this 2763-nucleotide messenger RNA. RefSeq lists its product as uncharacterized. The record is from RefSeq and is a predicted model, not a curated record. Lineage: Eukaryota; Metazoa; Arthropoda; Arachnida; Ixodida; Ixodidae. The coding region runs from base 653 to 1435 and encodes 260 amino acids. The transcript has a single exon.